AUGUCCCAGCCCAUCGAACAUGCCUACGAGGAGGAGCCGCCGGCGUUACCCUUCAGAACAGGAGGCCGGCUAUCCCGGACGCAAGAACACGUGAUAUUCUACUUCAUGGGCAUCUCUUCGUUGGGCCUGGAGAUCGCGGCGGCAUGUUUAGGAUCCCUCUAUGGAGCACAGAGCCAUUACUUCAUUGCGACUGUCACGCCGUUUCUGGCAUUACAUUGGAUGGCUUUCUUCCAGAACAGCUGGCUGAUGGCGACCGCUGAACGCAGCGCCAUUGCAGAUCGGAUUGAUUAUCUGAAUCUCGCAUGCCGAUUUGAGCGCCUUUGUGUUCCCACUGCCAUCACCGGCAUGGUAACCUGGGCGGUUGCGUAUCGGUUUUGCUUCAAAGCUUCGAGCCAAGCGUAUUGGAUCAUCUGGCUCGUGGUAUGGAUUGUUGACACAGUUGCCUGCAUCAUGAAUGUAUACAACAACAUCAGCUGGGAGAGCGACUUGCUGUACCAAAUUGCUCCCCACUACCCACAGGGGAAUUUCUGGCUGGGCGUCCUGGGCAUUCGCUCCAUAUGCCGGGCCCCGUACAGCGAGGAUGAGAAAGCAGGGAUAGAAAUGCAGCGGCCAGCGAAUGGUAGCGGGUGA
This is a messenger RNA of Exophiala dermatitidis NIH/UT8656, 630 nucleotides long. RefSeq lists its product as uncharacterized. The record is from RefSeq and is a predicted model, not a curated record. NCBI's taxonomy places the organism in Eukaryota, Fungi, Ascomycota, Eurotiomycetes, Chaetothyriales, Herpotrichiellaceae. The coding region runs from base 1 to 630 and encodes 209 amino acids. The transcript has 3 exons.